CUCUCUCUCUCUCUCUCUCUCGCAGCAGAAAAACACUCAGAUCUCUAAGAAUCAAACCCUAGAAAGACAAAUUUCCUUCUUCAAUUUGAUUACAGAGAAGAGGAAGAGACCUAAGAACCCUAGUUGUUCAAUCCAAAUUUGGUCAUGUACUUUCGAUGACUAUAGCAUCCGAAACAAAACCUUAGAUCUUCGUAGAUCCUAAAGAGAACCCUAAAGCAAUGGCUUGUUUGGCUCUCUCGCUUCAACCAGCCAACGGAUCUGAUAUCCUUCUCCAGACUCGCGAAUGGUUCCCACCCGCGAGAGCUCUCUACGCUCUCAAUGCUUUUCGCCAGACUCGAAUCGCUUUUGCGAGCGGAAAGCACAACUCGGCCGAAGAUGGCGAUUCCUCUCUGGGUGAUGAUCCACUCGCUGCAUCGAGUGGGCAAUUGAUUGUCGGUGUUGAGAGCAAGUAUCGUGUCGUUUAUCGGCUCGUUAAUGGGAUCUAUGUUUUGGGGAUCACUACAGUUGACAGAGAUGAUUGUGUGAACAAUGUGUUUGAAUGUAUUGGGAUUGUUAAUCAGGCGGUGAGCGUCAUUGUCGCCGCCUGUCGUGGUGUCGAUGUAACGCCGGAGAAGCUCCAUAGGAAGUACGCGGAGAUAUACAUGGCUUUGGAUAUUGUUCUGAGAGGUGUGAGUAGCAUUAGGCUUGCAGCAAUGCUUGCAUCAAUGCAUGGUGAGAGCAUUGCCAAGAUGGUCCAUUCUGCGAUUGAUGCCGAGAACAAGAUCAGAGGAGCUGAUAGUUGGGUUAGUAUUGAAGGUCUCUCCAUUGAGCACCAGGCCAAUGUAGAGGUCUUCUCUAAUCAGAUGUUUGAGCUGCCUCCAGAGACAUUGGCAGCUGGUGAUGAAGUUGCUGUUACCCUUGCCCCGACAGGGCCGGCCUUGGCUGAUCAACAGGAUGAGCAGCAACAAAAAGAGGAAUCUCCGACAGAGAAGGAUCCUUUUGCUGCCAGUGAUGCUCUUAAUAAGCCGGAGGAGCUUGUGGGUGGGUUCAAGAAGAACAAGGAUCCAUCUGCAAACGAUCUGACAACAGCUCUAGCUGGGCUUGAAGUCACAAAUCUGCCACCAGCUGUAGCCACACAACCAACUAAAAUUAGUGUAGCAGGGUUUGAAGGGGACUAUGGUGGCAUAGAGUAUAGUAAUGAGGAGGCGAGUUUACGCGAAGCUUUUGAAGGCUUUGAUGCUGCCUUUGGUGGAGGUUUGGAUCCAUCGGAGUUUGUGGGGACAGAAAAGGUUGCGAAGCCACUGGGACUGGGACUGGGUGGCCUGGAAGCACUACAAACAGGGCAGAGUGAUACUGCAGCAGCAGCUGCAGCUGGAACCGGCACUCCUCUUGAAAAUUUGGUGACUAGAAAAGAAAUGAAGGGUCCUGAGAUGUUUAUUUCUGAAGAGAUCAGUGCAGAGUUCAGGGAAUCACUGCUUGCUAGGGUGGGCUUAAUGGGUGUGGUGCAUUUAAGAACAUUGCCUCCUAAAACUUCAGGUGAUAAGGAAACUGAGUUUUCCUUCCGGCUUGAGGGAACGGCUGGAAUUAAGAGAAUCGUGAUGCAAAGUUCUAGUGUCAGCAGCCUGGGCAAUGGGAUGUUUCAUCUGAGGACAGCGUCUUCUGAGGAGCCAAUACCAAUCUUGAAGUAUAGUUUGCUGCCUCGUCUAACUCCAUUGCCUCUAAGGGUUCGUCUUAUCCAGCGUCAUACUGGGACUUUACUUUCUGUGAUGAUACAGUAUGCUUCCAAUCCGGACUUGCCUGCACCCUUAAAUGAUGUAACUUUUGUUCUGAAACUACCAGUGGAGCCGACUUUGUUGAAUGCGUCUCCUAGAGCUGUUUUGAAUAGAUCUGAAAGAGAACUUAGAUGGCAUGUUGAUGAAAUUCCUCUUAAGGGUCCUGGUCAGUUGAGGGCACGGAUGCCUGUUGAUUCUGAUGAGCUUGCUGGAGAAGAAAUUGAAGUUAUAGGACUGGUGAAAUUUUCUGUACUAGGAAGUAGAACAUUGUCUGGGGUAACACUACGGCCGGCUACUGAGGGUAAGACAGACUUCUAUGAGAUUAAUCACACAUAUAGUAGUGGAGUUUACAUGUGUAAUUGAUCUACUUGCGGAAAGUAUUUGUUUUUUUUCAUCCUCUUCUGGUUCUGAGGUGAGUGGUUUGGCAGAAUUUGCAAUAUUCGUGGAACUUGAUUAUAAUUCUGAUUCAUUUUGUUCUUAUGUGAGAAUUUUAUGUAUUUUUUUCUUGAGGUUUUAAAUACUUUUUGUCCUUUCUGUGUUGUAGGAUAUAUUCUUAUUAAGUCCAAGAUUUAAAUUCACUUUGUCAUUUUAUAUUACACAUAAUUUGUAUCUUUAUUACAUGUUACGUGCAUUGUCAGGGGUAAGAGUAGCCAAAUUGAUUUU
Messenger RNA from Telopea speciosissima, 2414 nucleotides. RefSeq lists its product as uncharacterized. The coding region runs from base 219 to 2114 and encodes 631 amino acids. The transcript has a single exon. The record is from RefSeq and is a predicted model, not a curated record. Lineage: Eukaryota; Viridiplantae; Streptophyta; Magnoliopsida; Proteales; Proteaceae.